GUGUGUGUGUGUGUGUGUGUGGUUCUUCAGCAGACUGUGGGAUUUGCUGAAGAGCAGCUAUACAGACCUGUUCCUGCUGUUCACACUUUAUUAAUGAUCAGGAUUUAAGAAUAAUACCAGGUGAUCAUGUCGGAACCGAAUUGUUCAUCCGCGGCAUGGAGCUGCGUUCACACCUUUCUGUGCAACUCCAGUGUCCUAUUAAACCUGAGUGAAAUGGAGAUGGAGGAUUAUUGCCUAAGCCUGGACGAUUACCUGGAGAAGUACCUUGGUCCUCGGCGUUCCCCUGUCUUUCUCCCUGUGUGCAUCACAUACCUGCUGAUCUUCAGUGUGGGAGCUGUGGGAAACAGUCUCACUUGUGCUGUAAUCACACGCCACCCUGUCAUGCGUACGCCCACCAACUUCUAUCUGUUCAGCCUAGCUGUGUCCGACCUGCUGGUGCUCAUCCUCGGCAUGCCCCUGGAGAUCUAUGAACUGUGGAGUAACUAUCCCUUCCUGUUGGGAAAGAGCGGCUGCUACUUCAAAACAUUUCUGUUCGAGACAGUGUGUUUUGCAUCCGUCCUAAACGUGACGGCACUCAGUGUGGAGCGCUACUUCGCCGUUGUGCACCCUCUGAGGGCGAAGUGUGUGGUGACGCGUGCCCACGCCAAGCGUGUGAUCAUCAGUGUUUGGAUUGCGUCUGUGAUUUGUGCGCUGCCUAACGCGAGCCUGCAUGGAAUCUUCACGUUGCCGAAACCCCGUGGUCAAGGAGAGGGCCGUGAGCUGAGCUCAGCUACAUGCACGCUGGUAAAACCACGCUGGAUCUAUAACUUGAUCAUCCAGAUCAGCACACUCAUCUUUUUUAUCCUACCCAUGAUGACCAUCAGCACACUCUACCUGCUCAUCGGGGUCCAGCUAAAGCGGGAGAAGAUGCUGCAGGCUAAAGCUGAGCAUGAGAUCAGUGGCCCCAGAAAAGUCAGUUUGCGCAUUCGACAACCACAGGCACGAAGACAGCAGGUCACCAAGAUGCUGUUCGUGCUGGUGGUGAUGUUCGGGAUCUGUUGGGCACCGUUUCAUACAGAUCGCCUCAUGUGGAGUUUCAUGGAUGAGUUCUCCAGCGUGGAGACGUUUCAGGUGUUCGAAUACGUCCACGUCAUCUCCGGUGUGUUCUUCUACCUCAGCUCUGCCGUAAACCCUGUGCUCUACAACCUAAUGUCCACCCGCUUCCGUGAGAUGUUCAAAGAUGUGAUGUGUGUUCACAAACGCGGUGCCGGACACAGAAAGUACUCCCUGAGCAUGACACGGGCCAUGGUGCGCAGCAUCCUGAGUGAUGUCGCGAACGGCAACACUGCUGCCGAAGGAGAUUACGAGUUUUAUGAAUGUCAUGAAAACGAGACCACAUGCGACUAAGGGAAAGAAAUAAACUAACACACUAACCCUAAUGGGUGUGUUGGUGUAAUGGAUGUGUUUAUGCAGGUAUAGUUACACUAAACAUUUAAAUGAGGUGUUUUACACUUGCAUCAUUUCUUAAUGUUUCUGUGGAACCUUCCUUUAGACUGAAAUUAAAUGAUAUAUGUUAAAAACUGAAAUCAUGUCUGGGCCA
Silurus meridionalis is the source of this 1579-nucleotide messenger RNA. It is a transcript of the gene nmur1a, whose product is annotated as neuromedin U receptor 1a. Gene Ontology annotation, biological process: G protein-coupled receptor signaling pathway. The record is from RefSeq and is a predicted model, not a curated record. The transcript has 3 exons. Gene Ontology annotation, cellular component: plasma membrane. Gene Ontology annotation, molecular function: neuromedin U receptor activity. NCBI's taxonomy places the organism in Eukaryota, Metazoa, Chordata, Actinopteri, Siluriformes, Siluridae. The coding region runs from base 127 to 1386 and encodes 419 amino acids.